AUGGAAGUUGUUCAACACGUCGCUAUCGCAAGUAGUACGCCUAAAAAACUUCAGAUUGGAGUUAAGAAACGACCAGCAGAAUGUCCGACAAAAAGUAGAAAAGGAGAUCUUUUACACAUGCACUACACUGGUACCCUUGAUGAUGGCACUGAAUUUGACAGUUCUGUUCCAAGAGGAACUCCCUUAACUUUUACCUUGGGCGCAGGUCAGGUUAUAAAAGGAUGGGAUCAAGGUUUAAUAGGCAUGUGUGAAGGUGAACAAAGAAAACUAGUCAUUCCACCAGAGCUAGCUUAUGGAGAGGCUGGAGCUCCACCAAAGAUUCCAAAAUCAGCAACCUUAACAUUCCAUGUAGAUCUAGUAAAGAUUGAAAGAAAGGAUGAACUUUAA
Messenger RNA from Leptosia nina, 387 nucleotides. Lineage: Eukaryota; Metazoa; Arthropoda; Insecta; Lepidoptera; Pieridae. The record is from the annotation of a GenBank genome assembly.